GCCGCGGGCGCAGCCGCCGGGUCCCCAACCCGGACGUCGGAGCCCAGUCGCCCAAUCGACGGGAUGCUCCGGACUCCGGAGCCGCGGCCCGGGGAGGCGGGGGCGGCCACCCAGGCCAAGCCGCUCACCUCCUUCCUCAUCCAGGACAUCCUGCGGGACCGCACGGGCGGCCGGCCGCCCCGGACCCCGCCUCUGCCCCGGCACCAGCGGCCGGAGCGGCGGAGCCCGGAGCCGGAGCCCCAGGCGGGGAGCGGCGGGGCAGACCCGCAGGAGGACCAGGCGAGCCCCCGGCCCCGCGCCGCGCCCGGGGAGGCCGAGUCGCCAGCGGAGACGGAGCCAGAUAGGCACUUGGAGACUUAUCUGUUGGACUGUGAGAACACUUCAGGCACCUCGCCAAGCCUUCCCCAAGCCCCCAAGCAGCCGCAGAAGCGCUCCCGGGCCGCCUUCUCCCACUCUCAGGUCAUCGAGUUAGAGAGGAAGUUCAGCCACCAGAAGUACCUGUCGGCCCCUGAAAGGGCUCACCUGGCCAAGAACCUGAAGCUCACCGAGACCCAAGUGAAAAUUUGGUUCCAAAACAGACGCUACAAGACCAAGCGAAAGCAGCUCGCGUCGGACCUGGGCGGCCUGGAGAAGCACGCCUCCUUGCCAGCCCUGAAAGACGAGGGCCUCUCCCGGGCCCCCCUCAUCUCCAUGUACAGCAGCUACCCUCACUACCCCUACCUGUACUGCCUGGGAGGCUGGAGCCCAGCUUUCUGGUAAAGCCAGCUCAGACGACAAACGUUCAUGAUCAGAAACUGCCUUCCCCAGGUUGUCUUUCCUCAAGGCAAAAGGGGCCGGGCCGGGAGGACUGGGAGCAAGAGGCAUGCAGACCAAGACUGUUGGAGGUUUGCCUGGCAAUUCCAGAUUCUUCACUGGUGGGCCAAUGAGAGGUCUGGACCAGUGAAUAAUUUAAUAUCCAAAUAGUUCCCCCCGACACAUGAUGUAGGUCCCUUUUGCCGUUAGAGACCUGUUUGAAGGGGAAGGGCAGAGUCAAGUGCGGUUUGCAGCCCUGUGUGGGCUGCUGUGUGCGCUGUCCGAGUUGCUACUGAGGGUUGAGUUCCUGGAGCUCCCUUCUCCCAUGUAACCGGGCAGAGACUCUGAGAGAGCAAACCUGAGGGAGAGAGGACAGCCAAGGUGAGCAUGUCACCUACCAAAUUAGACUGAAGUUCAAAAGCCUCAUUGGCCUUGGAAUAUGACCAAGGUUUCUCUUUGUCCCUGUAAGAGAGGGACACAGAGAGUCUCGCCGAGAAACCUGUCGUGCUCGGGUUUAGUCCUUUGUAAAGAGUUCACCAACCUAAGUAUUUGCAAGGUGGCCCAGGUAGACCGGGAGUUAUUAUUCGCUGUGGGUUUAAGACAAGCUGUGUAACCAGAACACUACUGUAAGCAGCGGGCCAGGCCAGAAGGAUCCCCGUGUGUCCAAGGAGAAGCCCCCACGCUGCUGCGGGAGGCAUUGCAAUUUUGUUAGCAAAAGGUAAAAAACAAACAAACAAAAAGCCUCUCUGGAUCUUUUGCCCCGGGUCCGAGAACUUAGAAUGAGAAGGCUCCUGGAGUUCUCGGGCUGUAUUGCAUGCCACAUCACGACGAUCACAUAAUUCUUUACGCGCCUUCCUCAUAUUUUCUGUCCCGUUUGCACAGCAAUCACCCACUGAAAUGGCUUCUUUUCAAUCCAGACUUUGGGUCUGGCUGCACCUAACAUAUGCCUUCCUUAUUUAGCCUGAGAUCUGGUCCAGUUUUUUGUUUUGUUUUAUUUUUUUCCUCUCAAACUUUAUCUCUCCUGGGUUAAAAAAAAGGGAGGAGGACAGAUUCUGAAUUGGCUAAAAUACAUGUGUUUUGUUUUUUAUAUGUCUAACAAUUAUUUUUUUCUUUUAAAAAUAUACAGCAUUAAAUCCCAAAUCCUAUUUAAAGAUUUGACAGCUCCAGAGGUCACUGCUGCUUUUAUAGGACUUUCUGGUGGCUGUUGUUACAGUUCAAAGUCUGACAACCCUAUGGGAUCCCCGCAGGCAGGGGAAGUAAGAGGAAAGGCUUUCACACACGGGAAGGCAGUGCACAAUGCAGGGUCGGUACCAUUGAGCUGGCCAUGGAGAUUCAGGGCUCAGGGCUGGGGCUGGGGCAGGGGGGGCGGGGGUGGGCAGGGGUGGUGGUGGUGUGUGGAAGAAAAGUCUGCCUGGCCUCAGAGAGCCCAGUCCAGGAGAGAGCACUUUGCAGAAAGAGGCUAAGAAAAAAAGAAACAGUUUUCAAAAUGCAACAUUAUUGUGACUCCCAUCACGAAACAAAAAAUAACUUUCCAAAUGCUUCAGGAACUGUGUUUAAUGCCUGUAAAAAAAAAAAAAAAUGGAUCCCCAAAAUGAGUCACCUCGCGAUUUCAGAGAGAACGAGAAGAGGGCAAAGGAGAAGUGUGGCCACCCUUCUGUUUCCACUCUGUUAUCUCAGGUGACCUGGGAGAGGGAAGACAGAAUGAAGAAAGCCAGUCACUAAUGAGGUACCCCGAGGCCUGGAAAUCUCUUGAUCCCACCACUUACUUCUCUUUAGUGAGAAACCUUUCAAUUUCCUCCUAUUAAAAGGGCCAAUUUACUGUUGGUGGCAAACCCACCAAAGUUGAUAGAAUGUUGGCCCAUUUCACCCCAGUUUCUAGCGCUCAAACUCCACAUUGAAAUAUUGUAAAACGCCACGUGCUGCUGGCAAUGCUGGGAGCCUAGAAGGCAGCAUGGCCUACAUCGCUUUCCCCUUUUCACAUGUCUCCUAAGAUACGCGUUCAAAGCUCAUUCUCUGCUCAGUACCCUUUCUCCCCCACCUCCUAAAUUUAGUUCUUUCAACCUGCAAUUCUGCAAGUAUUAAACAUUUCACUGUGAUAUAUACUGUGUUGCAAAAAAAAAAAAAAAUCCAAAAACAAAACACAACAGUCUUUGUUUAAAAUUAUUUGGUUUGUGAAUCCAUCCUGCCUUUCCCUGCUUGGAACUAGUUACUCCACCCUAUCUGAACUGGUAGAAGGGCGUCUGAAGAGCUAGUAUGUCGGUAUCUGGUGGGGGACCUGCAGGGUGCCCCAGACCGCUUCACCCAGACGGCCCGUUUUCUCGCCUGUGUAAUAAAAUCAGUUUGGUUUGCUCGACGUGCAUAACAAACUCCGCUCUGAUCUAUAACAUGCCAAGGCCUGCGACUUAAAGUUGAAUAAAGUAUCCGAACCCAACUUUA
Messenger RNA from Myotis daubentonii (Daubenton's bat), 3228 nucleotides. It is a transcript of the gene NKX3-1, whose product is annotated as NK3 homeobox 1. Gene Ontology annotation, biological process: cell differentiation; regulation of transcription by RNA polymerase II. Gene Ontology annotation, molecular function: RNA polymerase II cis-regulatory region sequence-specific DNA binding; DNA-binding transcription factor activity, RNA polymerase II-specific. The record is from RefSeq and is a predicted model, not a curated record. Lineage: Eukaryota; Metazoa; Chordata; Mammalia; Chiroptera; Vespertilionidae. Gene Ontology annotation, cellular component: nucleus.